UGGCCAGAAUAUUUAGACGUCUGCCACAAGAACAAGACUCUGAGAGAAAGUUCAUCAUUUGGCAUAUUCAUAGACUGCAAAUAUGUCACUGCUAAAACUCAUGAUUUUUCUGCCCGUACUGAUGCUGUCUGCAUUUACUGGAACAGCGGAUGGAUAUUACACGUACGGGAUGUCUGAAUGCGUCUACAGCGCCAGUGAUUACAGUGACAUGGUGUAUCUCGUGUCAUAUUCCUUCAAUAAAGCUGUGGAUCUACAGUACAACAGCACUGUGGGGAAGUUUGUGGGGUCCACUGAGCAAGGAGUGAAAAUGGCAGAGAACUUCAACAACAAUCCGGCCUACCUGCAGCAGCGGAAAGCUCAGGUGGACGGAUACUGCAAACAUAAUGCUCAGGUCCUGGACUCAGCUGUCCGUGAUAAAGCAGUGCAACCGAAGAUUUCACUCAAGUCAGUGAAGCAGGCUGGUGGCAGCCAUCCAGCCGUAUUGAUGUGCAGUGCAUAUGACUUCUACCCUAAAAAAAUCAAAGUGUCCUGGCUGAGAAACGGUAAAGAGGAAACCUCAGACGUGACCUCCACUAUGGAGCUGGCUGAUGGGGACUGGUACUACCAGAUCCACUCUCACCUGGAGUACACCCCCAAAUCUGGAGAGAAGAUCUCCUGUGUGGUGGAGCACGCCAGCUCAACUAAACCCAUCAUCACAGACUGGGAUCCUUCUCUCCCUGAACCUGAGAGGAAUAAAAUCGCCAUCGGAGCCUCUGGUCUGGUGCUGGGAGUCAUCAUCGCAGCUGCUGGACUCAUUUACUACAAGAAGAAAUCAUCAGGGAGGAUCCUGGUACCAAACUGAUACAGUCAGUCUGACGUUACCUGAUGCUGACUGGAACAGGACCUGUUUGGAUCACUGAUGGAAUCUUUGACACAACUUUCACAUACAGUCUCCUUAUACUGAAAUUACCACUUGUUUCACUUUAAUGAAGUAAUAAUGAAAAUGAAAAGCAAACAGCAUCAAACAUACAUGACUUGUAUUUGAGCAGCUCUAUCUAAUGUCAGCGAUAAAAUAAAACGUGUAUUUUAUAGAGAAUAUGUGUAGUAAUGAUUUAGCUUGAACUCUCUAGAGCUGAUCAAGCAAAGUGAAUGGUGUUGUUAUAAAGCUUUUCAAUCGAUGUUUCCAUAGAAGUUAUUACUAUUAUGAAACCGAAGCUUCAGAGUCAGAGAGGCUUCAUUCGCAAAACGGAUUUUGACAUUUCCUUUCUUUUUAAGUAAAUAUAUUUGAAAAAAAUAUGCUUAAGCUCUAGUUGUAUAAAAUGUUGAAUGAUUCAAGUUUCUUUUCCAUAGAUAAAUGCCUGACGUGUAAACAUUUAUUCACGAAACUUUAGCGCCCCUACUGUUUCUUUUUUGUUGUUAAUUGUGCAUUUAAUUUCAGAUGUGAUUCUUCCUUUAAAUUAUCCUACUAAUACUACUUUGAUGUUACUUUGAUGCAUUAUCAUAUGCGGAAAUUAUUGAACCUGUACAUUUUUAGCCCUUAAUAAAUAUUUCUUUAAAAAACUAA
This is a messenger RNA of Onychostoma macrolepis, 1543 nucleotides long. RefSeq names its product H-2 class II histocompatibility antigen, E-S beta chain-like. NCBI's taxonomy places the organism in Eukaryota, Metazoa, Chordata, Actinopteri, Cypriniformes, Cyprinidae. The coding region runs from base 83 to 841 and encodes 252 amino acids. Gene Ontology annotation, molecular function: MHC class II protein complex binding. Gene Ontology annotation, cellular component: membrane; MHC class II protein complex. The transcript has 5 exons. Gene Ontology annotation, biological process: antigen processing and presentation of exogenous peptide antigen via MHC class II; positive regulation of T cell activation; peptide antigen assembly with MHC class II protein complex. The record is from RefSeq and is a predicted model, not a curated record.